Messenger RNA from Amphimedon queenslandica, 514 nucleotides. Its product is annotated as elongation factor 2-like. Gene Ontology annotation, cellular component: ribonucleoprotein complex; cytosol. The transcript is spliced from 2 exons. NCBI's taxonomy places the organism in Eukaryota, Metazoa, Porifera, Demospongiae, Haplosclerida, Niphatidae. Bases 93 to 317 code for a protein of 74 amino acids. Gene Ontology annotation, molecular function: ribosome binding; GTPase activity; translation elongation factor activity. Gene Ontology annotation, biological process: translational elongation. The record is from RefSeq and is a predicted model, not a curated record.
AGUGUCCUGAUAGUGUCAUUAGUAGCAUUUAUUCUGUUCUUAAUCGUUGGAGAGGACACAUUUUUGAGGAAUUUCCACUGGCUGGUACAUCAAUGUUUGUUGUGAAAGCUUAUCUACCUGUUAAUGAAUCCUUUGGAUUCACUGGUAAUCUUCGUGGCAGUGCUGGAGGUCAGGCAUUCCCACAGUGUGUGUUUGAUCAUUGGCAGUUAUUGCCUGGUGAUCCUUUGGACAGCAAGUCAAUGGCUGGAUCUGUUGUAGUGGAGACAAGAAAAAGAAAAGGAUUAGCUGAAACUGCCAAUGUUCCUUCACUUGGAUAAACUUUGAAAAUAUUAAUUUUUGCUUCAUUUUAUAUUUAAAAUUGGUUACCUUUUAAUUUUUACUUUUGUGUGCAUUUACAAUGUAGUUUUAGAUCUAAGUGAGUUAUAUAUAAUUUAAAAUCUCAUUUCGAUGUUUUUAAAAUUUUAAACUUGGGGGCUGUUAUUUUAUAAGGUUAUUCACUGGUUCACUGGAAAAG